UCUAUGAUUCUACUAACCUACAUGUACAUUUAAAUGAUGUAUUUUAAUUCCCUUUUUCUAACAGAUACGAAGAUGAAAUCAACAAGCGCACAACAGCAGAAAAUGACUUCGUUGUGCUCAAGAAGGAUGUUGACGCAUCCUACAUGAACAAGGUGGAGUUGGAGGCCAGGGUGGAUGGAAUGACUGAUGAGAUAAACUUCCUGAGGGCACUCUAUGAAAAUGAACUGCGUGAGCUGCAGAACCAGAUCUCAGAUACUUCUGUGGUGCUUCAGAUGGACAACAACCGAAACCUGGACUUGGACAGCAUCAUCGCUGAAGUCAAAGCUCAGUAUGAGGAGAUUGCCAAUAAGAGCAGGAUUGAGGCAGAAAGUUGGUAUCAAAGCAAGUAUGAAGCCCUGCAAGCCAGUGCUGGGAAGCAUGGCGAUGACCUGCGGAACACAAAGAAUGAGAUUGCUGAGAUUAACCGCACAAUCCUGAGAAUGCAGGCUGAGAUUGAGAAUGUGAAAAAUCAGGUGAGUAGCUGGAAAGAACUCUUUGUGGGGUUUUCCGUGAUACAACACACACACACACACAUUGACUUAAAUGAAUUAUGGGGAUGUUCCUGCAUAGGCCAAACAGGCUCUACUCCCCACAUCUCUUGUGACUUUGUGCUUCUAUAAUUGCCAACUUGG
Molecule: messenger RNA, 671 nt
Organism: Podarcis muralis (Common wall lizard)
Lineage: Eukaryota; Metazoa; Chordata; Lepidosauria; Squamata; Lacertidae
Source: RefSeq, a predicted model, not a curated record